Messenger RNA from Oryzias latipes (Japanese medaka), 2120 nucleotides. RefSeq names its product TAM41 mitochondrial translocator assembly and maintenance homolog (gene tamm41). Gene Ontology annotation, biological process: cardiolipin biosynthetic process; CDP-diacylglycerol biosynthetic process. Gene Ontology annotation, molecular function: phosphatidate cytidylyltransferase activity. The record is from RefSeq and is a predicted model, not a curated record. Gene Ontology annotation, cellular component: mitochondrion. Lineage: Eukaryota; Metazoa; Chordata; Actinopteri; Beloniformes; Adrianichthyidae.
AAGUACACAAAAUAAAGGUGGAAUGUGCAUUUGUCAUACAAGGAGAGCUUAAAAAUAUAAAAAAAUAAAUUAAAAAUGGUCUAAAAUUUAUAUUACAAUGUAAUAGUUGUCAUUCUUACGCAAACAAAGUGCUUCUAUGCUGCCUCCAUUUUUACCAUUCAAUGUACCGUAAACUCAAUUUCCCAUCAUACCCUACUCCGCGGUGGAAUCCGUGACGCAUAUUUUAGUCGACCGUGUGGCAGAGAACUGACCCGUCCAAACUGAGCUGACUGUCUGUAAUAAAACCCUUUUUUUCUUGUCAUGCAAAAUAGUUUCGCUGACACGUAACGUGACUAAACUUUCUAUUCACUGAGAUGCGUCGCCUACUUUACCCGAGAGCUACUUUGUUUUGUUGUUUAUUUAGUUCCCUGUAGCGCAAGGAUACACAGCUCAGCAGCAGUAGUAGUUCGUUCCAACAUGAGUCUUCCAGCUCUGCACAACACCGGCGUGCUUUACCGGAGAAUCCUGGCCCAGUUCCCGCAGGACAUCAGCGUGGCUUUCGCAUACGGCUCCGGUGUUUUCCAGCAGCAUGGCAUCAGCCAAGGUCAGAUGGAGAAAAACAUGCUGGACUUUGUGUUUGCUGUGGACGACCCAGUGACAUGGCACACCAUGAAUCUACUGCAGAAUAGGAAGCAUUAUUCCAUCCUCAAGCUGUUGGGUCCUGCCAUGAUCAGCUCCAUCCAGAGCGAUUACGGGGCUGCGGUUUACUACAACACCUUGGUGCCUGUGGAUGGAAGGAUGAUCAAAUAUGGUGUGAUAAGUACAGAGUCACUGAUUGAUGACCUGCUGCAUUGGAAGACCUUGUAUGUCGCUGGACGUCUUCACAAGCCGGUGAAGAUGCUGGCGCAGAAUGAGAAUGCAAAGCUGAGGGCCGCUCUGGUUUCCAACCUGAAGAGUGCGGUGACGGCCUCCAUCCUCAUGCUGCCUGAGAGCUGCUCCGAGGAUGACCUCUUCCUGCAGAUUGCUGGACUUUCAUAUGCUGGCGACUUUAGGAUGGUGAUUGGAGAGGACAAGUCCAAGGUGGCCAACAUCGUCAAAGACAACAUGCAGCACUUCAAGACUCUGUACAGCAACAUCCUACGGGACUGCCCACAACUCGUCUACAAGCCUCAGCAAGGAAAACUCGAGGUAGACAAAAGCCCUGAAGGCCAGUUUGUCCAGCUAAUGGCUUUACCUCGAACUCUCCAGCAAAGAAUCACGAAGCUGGUGGAUCCUCCAGGAAAAAAUCGGGACGUGGAGGAGAUCCUGUUGCAGGUGGCGCAGGACCCCGAGUGUGGAGCUGUUGUGCAACAAGGAAUCUCAUCCAUUGUUAAAUCCUCCAGUAUAACACAGAGCAUCAAAGGAAUUGCUACAGCUGGCUUGUGGAAAACGACAUCGUACAGCUCCAGAAAGCUGAUGAAGAUGUGGAGGGGCUCCAGGCGGAAGCCUUCUGUCUCACAGAUGUCCUGAACUUGUCUGUCCGCAAACCUGCCUGCAAUUGUUUCUGAGAUGAGACAUGAUACUCCAGGAACCACUGUGACUGAUCCCAUCCUGGUGUCAGGCUGCGCCACAGCCACCUCUGAACUCUUCCUCACUGAACUCAUACAUACAUACUGUACACAUUAUCGUGUUAAAUGUUGCAGUGACGGAGCUAUGAGAAUAAAAAGAACUGCACAAAGUCUGCAGAAACACAGCCUGAAACAUUUACCUCAAGUUCAAAGGAGAACUUUUUGUUGUUUAUUUGUCAGAAGUGCAUAAAGUUACUCUUGAUGGAUGAUUCUUUCUGGUAAGCUUCACAAAGGCUCUUGUUUUAACACAUUCAGAUUGACCCAGCUCUGAGAAAAGACAAUUCUAACACAAUGUUCUGUCUUAAACCCAGCUGUGAAACUUUGUCUUGGUCUUAUAUUUCCAUGUUAAUGUUUUAUAUCCAGCAUUUUUUUCCCUUUGCCAAAGAUCAGUUUAGAAUCACUCAUGACCUUUUUUUAUCUGGUGCUCAUUGGCUGCAUUUUCAUUUUUUUUUGCCCCUUUAACAGUAUGUGCUCUAACACACCUAAAAACCAUGUGUUUAAUGCACUUUUUAAUUAAACAACUACCGGACUCAC